Solanum stenotomum is the source of this 1143-nucleotide messenger RNA. Its product is annotated as putative cysteine-rich receptor-like protein kinase 9. The record is from RefSeq and is a predicted model, not a curated record. NCBI's taxonomy places the organism in Eukaryota, Viridiplantae, Streptophyta, Magnoliopsida, Solanales, Solanaceae. The transcript has 2 exons. Bases 11 to 940 code for a protein of 309 amino acids.
AAAAUCAAAAAUGAAUUCGAUACUAAUAUGCUUGUUUGUUCUCUCAAACAUCCUUGUGUGCAUCAAACCUGAAGAGAUCACUUACAUGGCAAGCUAUUGUCCAAAUACAACCAGUGAUUAUGCACAAGGAAGCAAAUUUCAGUUCAAUCUUAACCGAUUGUUGUACAGAUUAUUGUACAAUAAUGCUAGCAAUUCCAUUUAUGCAAAACCCAGUGUAGGUGAAAACGAUGACGAUAGAGUUCAUGGAUUGUAUCUCUGUAGAGGAGACGUUGCACCUAAAGACUGCCAAAACUGCAUAGAUGUGGCAAGUGAGCGGAUCCAGCGUGAAUGUCCGCUUAAGAAACAAGCAACUAUAUUGUAUGAUCAGUGUUUGAUACGCUAUUCUAGUAUACCUAAUUUUGCGUCCACGUUUAAUGUCUCGUCUUAUUAUUGGAUCGUGUAUAACUCAGAUCAAAGCUUUUCAUGGAUGAAACAAGUUAAAGGGAUUUCAGAUGCAAUGUUUGAUAAUCUCACCCCUAAAGCUACAAAUGAUCUCAAAUAUGCUGAAAGUUUUGAUGAAAUUACACCGUUGUCGUUAUCUCAGAAGUUGUAUGGCAUGGUGCAGUGUAUACCAGAUUUGUCAGCGGAAGAUUGCCGUGCUUGCCUGAAGGGUGCGCGGUCUGUAAUCCCUAAAUCUGUACCACGUGAAUGUAGAGUUGUACAUGAAAGCUGUCAUUUAAGCUAUCAAUUCAAAAAUCCUGAGGAAGGGAGAACGGGAGCACCACCACCGCCAUCACCCACAUCGGGAGGCAAAGAUGAAGGGGGAAUGGGAGCACCACCACCACCAUCACCCACACCGGGGGACAAAGACCAAGGGUGGAAUGACCUAAGAGACUCUUGUAUUUGGCUCCGUUUGUCAGUUGAACCCUCACACUUAUCACUUUACCAACUAGACCCUUAAACCCAACAGAACACAACAUUUUAAGUUCUUUUCUCCUCUGGUCAGUGUGUGUGUAAUGGACGCGAUUACACGUGGAAUUCCACAUCAUUUUUUAGUGUCACGUAUGCAAUUAAGUGCUAAAAAAAAUAAAAAAUCAAAUAGAUCAAUUUUUAGUUUCUUAAACUUUUCAAAUAGUCAUCUUCUUCAUAUUUGGUCACAAAUUG